Messenger RNA from Coffea arabica (coffee), 4607 nucleotides. Its product is annotated as L-arabinokinase. The record is from RefSeq and is a predicted model, not a curated record. Lineage: Eukaryota; Viridiplantae; Streptophyta; Magnoliopsida; Gentianales; Rubiaceae. Gene Ontology annotation, molecular function: ATP binding.
GUUGGUGAAUCGACCGUACGAAAAUCAGGAUAAUCAUGAUCAGAAGUAGUAGCAGAAUGGAGGUGGAGGAAAGAGAUGAGGUCUUUGGGUGAAAGGGAAGCAAAGGGGCUAUGGUAGUAAGGGUCAGGAUUGAUUUGAAGUACGGUCUUUCCGGCUGAAGCUGCAGCGGCGGCGAUGAUGGACUCCGGAAGUCCGGUGCCCACCACAAUUAGAUCAAAACUGGUGGGUUCGAUUCGGGGCAGCCCUGCAUCCUCCUCAACCGUCAUGCAUGUCAUCAACUCACCCGCUCUUUCGCCUACGGGAAUAAGGAUGGGCGGAUUUGUCUUUCUAUUAAAAAAUUGCUCCUCCUUUUUGCUAUCGCCAGGUCAGAUGAUAUGACAUGGAACUCAGCUGUGGACCACUGGAGAAAAUCAUUGGGAAAGCCAUUUUCCCAAAUUUGGAUAAGGCCGAUUUGACUACCUUCCGUAGACGACGUCAACACAGAGUGCUAUAUUUAUUUAUUUUGUAACGGACGAAUCACGACGACGUUAAUUAUUAACUCUCUCCUAAGCUUGCUUGCUGCUUCAAAAUUCAAAUUUUGCCAGAAAAAGGGAACGUUUUCGUAUAAAUCCCACCAUUUUUGUUCAUCAAUUUAAUGUUUUCUUCCUUUCGUAUCCCAUUUCUAAGCUGUUAAGAUUGAAGAGAGAGAGACAGAGAGGGGGGCCCACUAUAGCAGUGGCAAAGGCCAGUGAAAUUUCUUGCUAUUUAAACCCCCUCCCGAAUUUGUUCACUCAUUUUUUGGUAAUCUGAGCAAAAAUUUGGAUUUUUUUUUUUUGGCAAAAAUGGGAGUUGAAGAUGGAAGGAAGCAUCCUCUGGUUUUUGCUUACUAUGUCACUGGUCAUGGGUUCGGACAUGCCACUCGUGUUGUUGAGGUUGUGCGGCAUCUGAUUAAUGCAGGGCAUGAUGUUCAUGUGGUCACUGGUGCACCUGAUUUUGUUUUUACCACUGAAAUACAGUCCCCUCGACUGUUUCUCCGCAAGGUUUUGUUAGAUUGUGGAGCAGUUCAGGCAGAUGCUUUGACAGUGGAUCGGCUAGCUUCACUGGAAAAGUACUCAGAGACUGCUGUUGUGCCUCGUGAUUCUAUCUUGGAAACAGAGGUGGAGUGGCUGAACUCGAUAAAGGCAGACUUAGUGGUCUCAGAUGUCGUACCAGUUGCUUGUCGAGCAGCAGCUAAUGCAGGAAUCCGUUCUGUUUGCGUUACAAACUUCAGCUGGGACUUCAUCUAUGCUGAGUAUGUCAUGGCUGCCGGGAUUCAUCAUAGGUCAAUCGUUUGGCAGAUUGCAGAAGAUUACUCUCAUUGCGAGUUCCUUAUUCGCCUCCCAGGGUACUGCCCAAUGCCAGCAUACCGUGAUGUGAUUGAUGUACCUUUGGUGGUGAGAAGGUUACACAAGUCUCGCAAGCAGGUCAGGGAAGAACUUGGAGUUGGUGAAGAUGUGAAGGUUGUUAUCCUCAACUUUGGCGGGCAGCCAGCAGGUUGGAAGCUGAAGGAGGAGUACUUGCCUUCUGGUUGGCUCUGUCUGGUUUGUGGUGCUUCCAAUAGUCAGGAUCUUCCCCCCAACUUCAUAAAGCUCGCAAAAGAUGUCUAUACCCCUGAUCUCAUUGCAGCAUCUGAUUGCAUGCUUGGCAAAAUUGGAUAUGGGACAGUCAGUGAGGCAUUGGCAUACAAGUUACCCUUUGUCUUUGUACGUAGGGACUACUUCAAUGAAGAACCCUUCUUGAGAAACAUGCUUGAGCAAUAUCAAGGUGGUGUUGAGAUGAUAAGAAGGGAUUUACUGACUGGUCAUUGGAGACCAUAUCUUGAACGUGCAUUGACCUUGCGCCCAUGCUAUGAGGGAGGCAGCAAUGGUGGUGAGGUUGCAGCACGUAUUUUGCAGGAUACAGCUUCUGGGAAAAGCUAUAUAUCAAAUAAGCUUAGUGGCUCUAGGAGAUUGCGAGAUGCCAUUGUUCUUGGGUAUCAAUUACAAAGAAUGCCUGGAAGAGAUCUUUGGAUUCCAGACUGGUAUGCAAAUGCAGAAACUGAACUUGGUCUGCGAACAGGAUCACCAACUGCUGAAAUGCGUGAUGAUAGCUUCCUCAUGGACUCAUGCCAGGAAGACUUUGAAGUUCUUCAUGGGGACCUUCUGGGUCUGCCAGAUACUGUGAGUUUCCUCAAGAGUUUAGCUAAGCUAGAUGCUGCGUAUGAUACUGUAAAGAAUACGGGGAAACGCGAGAUAAGGGAACGCAUAGCUGCUGCUGCCCUCUUUGAUUGGGAGGAAGACAUUUUCGUGACAAGAGCACCAGGAAGAUUGGAUGUCAUGGGUGGAAUUGCUGACUACUCAGGAAGCCUUGUAUUGCAAAUGCCAAUUAGAGAAGCUUGUCAUGUUGCCAUACAAAAGAUUCAUCCUGGUAAAGAAAGGCUGUGGAAGCAUGCUCAGGCUCGAAAACUUGCAAAAGGAGAUGGCCCAACCCCUGUGCUACAAAUUGUGUCCUUUGGGUCGGAGUUAAGUAAUCGUGGCCCUACCUUUGACAUGGAUUUGUCAGAUUUUUGGGAUGGAGAACAACCAAUGUCAUAUGAGAAGGCGAGAAACUACUUUGCUCAAGAUCCGUCCCAGAGAUGGGCUGCAUUUGUUGCAGGGACAAUUCUGGUUUUGAUGAAAGAAUUAGGCAUACGCUUUGAGAACAGUAUUAGCAUGCUGGUUUCUUCUGCUGUCCCAGAAGGCAAAGGUGUCUCUUCUUCUGCAGCUAUUGAAGUUGCCAGCAUGUCUGCAAUAGCUGCUGUUCAUGGACUGAAACUACCCCCGAGAGAGCUUGCUUUACUCUGCCAAAAGGUAGAGAAUCAUGUGGUUGGAGCUCCAUGUGGUGUGAUGGACCAGAUGACUUCUGCAUGUGGUGAAUCUAACAAACUUCUUGCAAUGGUUUGCCAGCCUGCCGAGGUAUUGGGUCUUGUGGAUAUACCUAGUCAUAUAAGAUUCUGGGGAAUUGAUUCAGGAAUACGGCACAGUGUUGGAGGCACAGACUAUGGAUCUGUUAGAGUUGGGGCCUUCAUGGGUCGAAGGAUCAUUAAGUAUAUUGCAUCAACAUUGCUGUCACAGUCACUGUCUGCUAAUGGGAUGACCCCUGAUGAUGUCGAAGAAGAUGGUGUCGAGCUACUUGAAUCUGAGGCUUUGCUAGAUUAUCUGUGCAACCUCUCACCACACAGGUAUGAAGCUCUUUACUCAAAGGUACUGCCGGAAACCUUGCUUGGUGAGACAUUUGUGGAGAAAUAUGCCGACCAUAAUGAUCCGGUCACAGUAAUAGAUAUGAAACGCAAUUAUGGACUUAGAGCAGCAGCAAGACAUCCUAUUUAUGAAAACUUCCGUGUGAAGGCUUUUAAAGCUCUAUUAACAUCUGCAACUUCAGAUGAUCAACUCACAGCUCUUGGCGAACUCAUGUAUCAGUGCCACUACAGUUACAGCGCCUGUGAACUUGGCUCAGAUGGGACAGAUAGGCUUGUCCAGUUAGUGCAAGAAAUGCAGCACAGUAAAAUGUCAAAAUCUGUUGAAGGAACUCUAUAUGGUGCAAAAAUUACUGGAGGUGGAUCUGGUGGAACAGUUUGCGUCGUUGGGCGGAAUUGUAUACGAAGUAGUGAACAGAUUUUUGAGAUUCAGCAGAAAUACAAGAGUGCCACGGGAUAUCUGCCAAUAAUUUUUGAAGGCUCAUCACCAGGGGCAGGGAAAUUUGGACACUUGAGAAUUCGCCGCCGCAAUGCUUCCAACAAAAAUUGAUGUAUACUGAGGGAAAAUAUAAAGACUGAUCGGGGAAAAUACCCAACAGCACAGUAAAUAUUAUAUGUUGGAUGACAUUAGGGUGCAACUGGCUAAAGUGCCCAAUAUGCCUUUGCUAGGAAAUAUAAUUAGGACAUUUCUUAAUUAGACAAAAAUGUGGUGUACCUUUAAUAUGUCCAGUGGAUGUGACAUAUAGUUUAUUUAAAUCAUGAUGUCCUUGUACUGCAGUUUGAAGCAUCAAAGCCUUGCCCUGACAUGUGUUGUUUUGAACAGUUACAACUCUGCAAGUAAGCCAGAGAUUAUCAAUGAAAUCUGAGUAUAAAUCCAAGCAGGGCUCAUGGAGAACUAUAUGCAUAUUUGCUUGCCUAUGAAGAGAGUGUUCUUCUGCAUUUUCCAGCAAAUGGUCAAGGGCAGCACCACUACUUACAGCCUAAAUUGCACUUGACAGGCAAUGAAGAAUGACAGCAGUAUGCUUGGAUCCUGCACCACGUAUAAAGGAAAUCCAUAUCACUACAUCAAGAAUGACAAUAUUACAAACUCUAUAGGCAAGGGGUGGAAUAAUCACCCUGAUGAUUCACUAGGGACUUCUCAUGAGUUAUGCGGAGCUUAACCAAAACUAAAUCUUGAAUUUAUACACUCUUUGUUGGUUUCCAGAAUAUCCUAUAUUAUUAUUUGUAAAAUAUGCAAUCCUUUUUCAUUGCAGGGUCCCAUCACCUGUUGGUUUGUAAAAUCUAUUAGGUGGUACGUAUACAUGAAUUACCUAUUGUACAAAACAAUUCUCACAACACUUUAUAUUUCAAAGUGGACAAAUUGCCAAUAUGUCAA